This is a messenger RNA of Eublepharis macularius, 10177 nucleotides long. RefSeq names its product ATP binding cassette subfamily A member 3 (gene ABCA3). NCBI's taxonomy places the organism in Eukaryota, Metazoa, Chordata, Lepidosauria, Squamata, Eublepharidae. Gene Ontology annotation, cellular component: intracellular membrane-bounded organelle; membrane. The coding region runs from base 138 to 5258 and encodes 1706 amino acids. Gene Ontology annotation, molecular function: lipid carrier activity; ATP hydrolysis activity; ATP binding. The transcript has 31 exons. The record is from RefSeq and is a predicted model, not a curated record. Gene Ontology annotation, biological process: lipid transport; transmembrane transport.
GUCGCCUCCCGGGCCCGAGCCAGCUAGGAUGGCAGCGGCGCUCGGAGCGGCCGGAGGGACGCCGGCGGCGGCGGGGCUCGGAGCGCGGCGCUGAGCCGAGUCUUGCGAAGCUGUGGCUUUCCCUUCCUGAGCAAAAGAUGGUUCUUCUACGGCAGUUUGGGCUUCUUCUCUGGAAGAACUACAUCUUGCAGAAGCGACAGAUUUUGGUCACGAUCAUAGAGAUCUGCCUACCGUUGUUGUUCGCCGCAAUCCUCAUUGCCCUUCGCCACCGGGUACACUCAGUGGACUAUCCCAAUGCCACCAUCUUCAGCAAUCAGUCAGUGGAUAGCCUGCCUCCUUUCUUCCAUCGGAACAAGCCCUGGGAGCUGGCGUAUGUCCCUUCUAACAAUACAGCCGUGAAGAGCAUUGUCGAGGCAGUGGAGGAGGCGUUGCAUGGCUUGCAUAUCACUAUCAAAGGCUUCCCCUCCGAGAAGGAAUUGGAAGCCUACAUCAGAUUUGAUAACCGCUCGGGCAAUGUCCUGGCCGGACUCGUUUUUGAGCACAGAUUUGUACACAGCCAGGAACCUUUGCCUCUGCAGGUUAGUUACCGGCUAAGGUUUAAAUACAGCCCUCGGAAUGCCCCUCGGAGUGAGCAGACAGGCCUGAACCCAAACAUUGAUCGAGAUUGGCACACCAGCUACCUGUUUCCGUUGUUCCAGUUGCCAGGGCCCAGGGAAGCCAAGUACGAAGAUGGAGGGACUCCAGGCUACCACCGAGAAGGCUUCCUUGCAGUGCAGCACGCUGUGGACAAGGCCAUCAUUCGUUACCAUGCCAACGAUUCCGCAACGGACCUGCUUGAGAGGAUAACUGUGGUGGUCCAGCGCUUCCCUUACCCGCCCUACGUCAACGACCUCUUCCUGUUGGCCAUCCAGAACCAGCUCCCUUUGCUGCUCAUGUUGAGCUUCACUUAUACCUCGCUCAACAUUGUGCGUGCCGUAGUGCAUGAGAAGGAGAAGAAGCUGAAGGAGUACAUGCGCAUGAUGGGUCUCAGUAACUGGCUACACUGGAGUGCCUGGUUCCUCAUGUUCUUCCUUUUCCUCUUGGUGUCCAUCUUUUUUGUCACUGUGCUCUUUUGCGUCAAGGUGAGUGAGCAAGGGGCAGUGCUCACGAACAGUGACCCGACCCUGGUGUUCACCUUCCUGGCUGUCUUCUCCAUCUCCUCCAUCUCCUUCAGCUUCAUGGUCAGCACCUUCUUCUCCAAAGCAAACGUGGCGGCGGCUGCUGGCGGCUUCCUCUAUUUCUUCUCCUACAUUCCCUACUUCUUCAUUUCCCCGCGUUAUGACCUCAUGACCCACAGCCAGAAGCUCUCGUCCUGCCUCGUGUCCAAUGUUGGCAUGGCCAUGGGAGCCCAGCUGAUCGGCAUGUUUGAAGGGAAAGGCACCGGCAUUCAGUGGUGGGAUCUGUUGACGCCGGUCAGCGUGGAUGACAAUUUCACCAUGGCUCACGUUCUGGGGAUGCUUCUUCUGGACUCGGUACUGUACGGGUUGGUGGCCUGGUACGUGGAGGCCGUCUUCCCCGGAGAGUAUGGCAUCCCACAUCCCUGGUACUUCUUCAUUAUGCCUUCGUAUUGGUGCAGCAGCCCCCAGACAGUCUUAGGAAAAGAGAAGGAAGAAGAGGAAGACCCAGAGAAAGCCCUGAAAAGCCAGUACAUAGAAGAGGAGCCAUCAGACCUGGUGUCGGGGAUCAAGAUUAAGCACCUCUCCAAGGUGUUCAGGGUGGGGAACAAGAGCAGAGAGGCAGUCCGGGACCUGACCCUUAACAUGUAUGAAGGGCAGAUCACAGUACUUCUGGGGCACAACGGCGCCGGGAAAACGACGACUUUGUCCAUGCUGACAGGACUGUAUCCUCCGACAAGCGGCCAGGCCUACAUCAACGGCUAUGAGAUCUCCCAGGACAUGGUUCUGAUCCGAAAAAGCCUCGGCCUUUGUCCCCAGCAUGAUGUCCUCUUUGAUCACAUGACAGUGGAAGAGCACCUCUUCUUCUACUGUGGGCUGAAAGGUUUCCCUGCAGAGAAGUGCCCAGAGGAGAUUGACCGGAUCCUGCAGAUCCUCAACCUGGAAGAGAAGCGCCAGGCUCUGUCGAAGGCGCUUUCUGGGGGGAUGAAGCGCAAGCUGUCCAUCGGCAUUGCACUCAUUGGGGACUCCAAGGUGGUAAUGCUGGAUGAACCAACAUCGGGCAUGGACCCUGUUUCUCGCCGAGCCACUUGGGAGCUCCUGCAGCAGCAGCGGAGUACUCGCACCAUCCUGCUCACUACGCACUUCAUGGACGAGGCGGAUCUGCUGGGGGACCGCAUCGCAAUCCUGGCGAAGGGAGAGCUUCAGUGCUGUGGGUCCUCACUCUUCCUCAAGCGUAAAUAUGGUGCAGGAUACCACAUGGUGAUGGUCAAGGAGCCCUGCUGUAACCUUGGCGAAAUCUCCCGCCUCAUCUACCACUACGUGCCCAAAGCCACCCUGGAAAGCAACGCUGGAGCAGAGCUUUCUUUCAUUCUUCCCAAAGAGAGCACACACAGGUUUGAGGCUCUGUUCACCGAGUUGGAGUUACGGCGAGAUGAGUUGGGCAUUGCCAGUUACGGUGCCUCCGUCACUACCAUGGAAGAAGUGUUCCUCAGAGUUGGCAAGCUGGUCGACUCCUCCAUGGACAUCCAAGCCAUCCAGCUACCGGCUUUACAGUACCAGCAUGAGCGGCGGUCCAAUGACUGGGCCAUGGAUGACUCCAGCAGCCUGAGCGGAAUGACGGACGUGACAGAUGACAGUGGAGCCCUGAUCACGGAAGACUGCUCCAAUGUGAAGCUAAACACAGGGUUCUACCUCUGCUGCCAGCAGUUUUACGCCAUGUUUAUGAAGAGGGCCGUAUACAGCUGGCGCAAUUGGAAGAUGGUGGCAGCGCAAUUCCUGGUGCCUCUGAUUUUCACCGCCUUCGCCCUGAUUGUAGCCAAGACCUUCCCAGGGCCUAGGGACUCUCCCUUGCUCAAGCUGACCUUAAAUCCAUAUGGCCAGACUACAGUGCCUUUCUCAGUCUCCCAAGAAUCUGUCUUGGCCCAACAGCUAGCAGCACAGUACUCGGAUCUGGUUCGCGCUCAGCAUCAAUGGCCGCUAGAGGUGGCAAAUGAUCUGCUGGAAUACCUGAUUUCUCAAGCAGCCGAAGAGGGAGGGGCCUUCAAUGAGCAUUGCAUCGCAGCUGCCUCCUUCGAGGACAAUGAGAACCAGACGCUGGUCAGAGCGUUCUUCAACAACCAGGCAUAUCAUGCCUCUGCCACAGCUCUGCUGCUAGCUGACAAUGCCUUACUGAAGCUGCUUGCUGGCCCCAAUGCUUCCAUCACUGUGGCCAACUUCCCACAGCCCCGCAACGUGACUGAGACCGCCAAGGACCAGCUUAUGGAAGGCCAGACGGGGUUUGCCAUCGCAAUCAACUUGCUCUAUGGAAUGGCUUCCUUGUCCAGCACUUUUGCACUGCUGCUGGUCAGCGAGAGGGCCAUGAAGGCCAAGCACGUGCAGUUCGUCAGUGGAGUCUACAUCAUCAAUUUCUGGCUAUCCGCCCUCUUGUGGGACCUCAUCAACUUCCUUGUCCCCUGCGUCCUCAUGCUGGUGAUCUUCCAAGCAUUUGAUGUGAAAGCAUUUACUCAGGACAGCCACCUAGUCGAUGUGAUGCAGAUCUUCCUCCUCUACGGCUGGGCCAUCAUCCCUCUCAUGUACCUUCUCAGUUUCUGCUUUUCUGUGGCAGCCACAGCCUACACACGUCUCACCAUUUUCAACAUCUUCUCGGGCACGGCCACCUUUCUGGCGGUCACAAUCAUGAGCAUUCCAGCGCUUGGAAUGGUCGAUCUCUCGAGGUUGCUGGAUAAAGUCUUUUUGAUCCUGCCCAACUACUGCUUGGGGCAGAGCAUCAGUGAUUUUUACCAGAACUACGAGUUCAUUCAGUUCUGCGGCUCUUCUUUCCAGGCUGCAUUGGUCUGUAAAAUGUUCAAUAUUAGUUUCCAAAACAACUAUUUUGCGUGGGAGAGCCCCGGGAUUGGCAAGUACUUGACCUCCAUGGCUGUUCAAGGCCUCUGCUUUCUCCUCCUCCUCUUCCUCAUUGAGACCAACCUUCUUUGGAGAGUGAGAACUGUUGUCUGUGGCAUGUGCCGACGGCGGAAAUGGGUGCUCCUGCUGAACAAAGUUCCUGUGCUGCCAGAAGAUCGGGAUGUUGCUGAUGAAAGAAAGAAGGUCUUGGAGUCACCGCCAGAAGCGCUUUCAUCAUUGAACAGUCCUCUGGUCAUCAAAGAACUUACCAAGGUGUAUAGCAGCAGGGAUUCGCGGCUAGCUGUGGACCGAAUCUCCUUGGCCGUCAACAAGGGCGAGUGCUUUGGCCUCCUUGGCUUCAAUGGGGCAGGCAAAACCACUACUUUUAAGAUGCUGACAGGGGAUGAGAGCAUCACAUCAGGAGACGCUUAUGUCGACGGCCACAGCAUUUUGGCCAAUAUCAAAAAGGUCCAGCAGCGGAUUGGCUACUGCCCUCAGUUUGAUGCUCUUUUGGAUCACAUGACAGGGAGGGAGACCUUGAGUAUGUAUGCCCGGCUGCGGGGCAUCCCUGAGCGCUACAUCGGCAGCUGUGUGGAGAACAUGCUUCGAGGCCUGCUUUUGGAAGCACACGCGGACAAGCUUGUCCGAACAUACAGUGGUGGCAACAAGCGGAAAUUGAGUGCUGGAAUCGCCCUGAUUGGUGGGCCCCCUGUCAUCUUCCUGGACGAGCCCUCCACGGGUAUGGACCCCGUGGCCAGGCGCCUGCUGUGGGAUGCGGUCACCAGGACCCGGGAGUGUGGGAAAUCCAUCAUCAUCACUUCCCACAGCAUGGAGGAAUGUGAGGCCUUGUGCACUCGGCUGGCCAUCAUGGUGAAUGGGCAGUUCAAAUGCCUGGGCAGCCCUCAGCACCUGAAGAGCAAGUUUGGCAGUGGCUACACCCUGCUGGCCAAAACCCAAAGCGAGGAGGAGGACAACCUGCUGGCCUUCAAGACGUUUGUGGAGAAAACUUUCCCAGGGAGUGUCCUGAAGCACGAACACCAAGGCAUGGUCCAUUAUCACCUGACCAAUAAGAAUCUCAGCUGGGCACAGGUGUUCGGGGCACUGGAGAAAGCCAAAGAGAAGUACCAUGUGGAGGAUUAUUCCGUCAGCCAAAUCUCCUUGGAGCAAGUCUUCAUGAGCUUCACUCGUUUUCAGCACUACACAGAAGACCGAGGGAAAUGAGGCAGGGCUGGAGGGGGCGAGGCCUCCGCCUGCUUUGCAGGACUGACCUGCUGCUUAUAUAUAGUAUACAUAGAGACAGUAAUUUAUAUUAUCAACCAUGUCUUCAACAAAGCAGAAGAAGAUGGACAUUCUCUCCGGGCGGCAGGGGCUAGGUGGAGAAACCCUUGCCAGUCACGGUUCCGGGAACAAGAGGAAGAGCGUGCAUGGGGGCGUGUCUGUUUGUGUGAUAGGGUGUAUGUCUGCAUGUGAGAGGCACAGGAAGUGACAGUGAAGUAACCGCCUUCUGAGGCAACCCAUACAUUUUGCUAGCUCUCCCGUCACUUUGAAGCCAACAGAGAGGUGGUGGUCUCAUCAUCAUGGAAAGAAUGAACUCUUGGUUCUGUGACUCGGUACUUAGCAUAUUGUACGCUACAGUACUGGUUUAUCCGUCCCUCUGGAAUUCCCACUGGAUUGGUGUCUAUAUCACUGGCUUCUACAUGCCUCUGUGUGGGGUACUGACAAUGCACAUGUACGUCUGGCUGUGUCUGUCUGCGCAAGAAAACGUCUCCGUCCAUGUACCUGUCUGGCUGAUCCUCGUCUUUCACGAGUUGCCUCCUCCUCGGCCGUGUAAACAGGAAGAAGAAGGAUAUAUUCAACUGACCAGGUUUCCCGCUGUGGGUCUGGAUUGGAUCAAAGGCAUUUUUUUAAAAAGAUAGCGAUGUGAUGCACUAUUGCUUUCCAGAAAACUGUGAGGUCCAGUUCAGCAUCGUUUUAAUUCUCCUAAGAAUUCCAUGGCUGCCUCCUUUGGGGGAGGGUUGCCUGUAUCCAGUCGUGCCCAUUCAUGUCCCUAUUCCCGGUUUUGCAUUUGGAAACUUGUUUGCGCACAUGCUAAAGAGUCAUUCCAAAGGUGGUUUUUGCUGUGGUUUAAAAAGAUGUCGUUUGGUAGUAUCGACUUAUGAAGGCAUUAGUCAGCCAGGAAUUCUGCAGAGGAUUUUCCUAGCUCAGGCUUGUCCGUCCAGCACUUUUGCACGGCUCACGAAUCUGUGAAUGGUUAAGCAAGAUGAGGUUUCAAAGCCUCCUUCACCUAUCACAGGUUCUCACAUGGCUUAAAUGUUGCAAUGCCUUCUGGAGUUAGACGGACCCAGGGUUGUGCAAUAGACAGUGAAGGUCUUGGGUAGCCUAAGUUACUGCUUCAAAAUUGUCCCCCUCCGGCUGUCCUCUGAAACCCUCUAGAAAAGAAUUGCUGAUAGUACAACUGCAUGACUUUAAGCUGUGCAAAGCCUGGGCUUGAAUGCUGCUACAGAAAGGCCAUCAGUGAACAUGGAAAUGUUGCUUCCUGGCUUCAGGUUGCCCCCACCCCCCCAACUCAGCCAAGCAACAUCUAACCGUAAGUGAUGCUCUAGCAAAGCGUUGCCUUAGCAACAGAGCAGGAGCUAACUUCCUCCCUGUCACUCUGAACUGCUCUUCCUCAGAGUGACACUCUAGCAGUGAGUUCCCUUCACCAGGGAAAUCCCACCUCAGGGUGAGCAGUCCAGGUUGUUAAUCUGAAACCACCUGUUUGCAUGUGGGUCCUCCCCCUGCCGCUACUGUUAAUUUUUUCCUUGUAGUGGUUCUUUUUUGUCCCACGUGGUAGGGGAGUGUGAGGGGAUGUCUUUUAAAAGAGUAAUCAUGGGGAAACCCUGGGGAUUUUUUUCUGGCUAAGGCGGCAUCUUCUUUCAAAAUGAUACUGAACUUGUUCAAAUUGAGUGCUUUCUUUAAAAACAGAUUGUGGAUUGGAAGGGAAGGGUUUAAGGAAGCUUUUAUCCUGUAUCUGAAAAGGGAAAUCUGGUUAUUAGCUUUCGUAGGGCCAGGUAUGCUGUGGGCCAAGUGUGCCAACCCCCCUUGCAGCCUUAGAUCAAUGCAGUUCCUCCCUCCAAAAGGGAACCUCGUGCGCUUGUCAAACUUGAAUAGUACCUGCUAAACAGGCAUCUGCUGUGCACUGAGCCCUGUGAAUGCUGCUAGCUAGAUCACCAAAUAAAAUAAAACAAAAGAAUAAAACCCUUGCGCAAACAGGUUGGGGAACUCAGCAAAAAAAAAAAAAAAAAAACCCUAAGCCUUCCAUUCUGUCCCUUGUUCAGUUUCAGCUGUGAGUUAACAUGACUCCUUGUUAGGGACGGACCCAAAUAAGUAAGAAGGGCACCAUCCAUAGCUUGGGCAAGAAACAGGAAGUGCACACUCCCCCCCCCUCCAAAUAUGGUGUUAGCACCUGUUUCUCAUGUGCCUGUGGUAAACCAGGAACUGCCCAGUCCAACAAGUAGAAUAAGUAUCUUUGAGAGUCCACCAUCUCUUCCUCUUUAGAGGAGUCAGUCCCACUACUGUAGGAUUUGAUUUUCAUGUACUUCAACCAGCAAACCCCCCCCCCCCCCCAGUUCCUGGCCCGCCCACCCAGCUGCCUGAGAGAUCAUCCAAUAAUCCACCUACUGGAUGAUGUAAUACGUCACAUCUGUAGUUAUGCUGUAUGUGAGUGGAAUUUGAUGUCUAGGAAGUCUGGGCUAGCAGAUUUUUUAAAAAUAAGUUUACAAACCUAAAGGCGGUCGCUAGAAGCUUGAAGAUGUUGGAGCAGUAUCUUCUGAAAUCUGAAAUCUUCCAGUGCUCAAGGGGCAGAGUUUCCACUGCUCCGCAUAAUACAUCUGUCCAGAUGGGCAGCCAGAGUAGAAUAAACCAUGCCAGGAAGCUGUUAUUUACGCACAGUGGCUGAAUGUACUUAGGAUGCUAAUUUGGACUUUUCCUAAAAUAGAGUUUGGAUUCCUGUUGCCCAAGGCAUUCAUAACCUGACAUUUCACUGUCAGUCUGCGACCCACCCCCCACCCCCCUUCUUCCUUAAGCAAGUAAGGAGCGCACAUGAACUUUGAGGGAAGAAUUGUUACUAUCCUGUCAGUUUGGAUAUCAAAAGGGACUCUUUCAACUUUGUGUUCUGCUCACAGUUUUGGACUUGUCUUUAGUGGAUGUCAGCCAUCACACGUGAUGCCUGCCUGAGUGGAUUCCAGAAACAUGAAAAUUCAGUCUCUGGUGUUACGUUUAUUUGAUUACUUGCCUUUGAAUGAUUUGCCACCUGAGUUCUGGAGAAAGGGUGAGAAAGGAAUGAUUGAUUACUUCCUGCUUCUCAUUCAGUUUUACUUUUGGAGUUUAAAAGGCCUUGUGCUGGGCCGUGGCAUUAUCCAUCCAUGGACAGUUCACACUCUGGUGUUUAUGCAACUGAUGAUGCAACAGCCCUGAUAAAAUCCCACGUACUCUGUUGAGUCUCUCUGAUGUGUCUGUGAGGUUAAAAGAGAAUGUGUCCAGGCUGUUUAUGAAAUCUGAACCUUGCCCUGGAAAUAACUAUGCAUGUUCCAAGAGAUGCUGCCAAUUUUCCCCUUAGCAUAACUCAAACCGUCCAAGAUACCUGUGUGUGUUGUGCAUGGUUUGCCAGCUCUGAUCUGUGAAGAAAGAUCCCGGUGGUGUAGAGGUCCUUGAUAAAGGGGUUAGUGGACAGAGUUGAUCUCUCCUCCCCUGUCUCUGGCUCCUACUUACAAUACCAGGCAGCCAAAGAAAGCAUUCAGACAAGGGAUAUCAGGUGUGUGUUCCUUGUCUUUUUUUAAAUAAGCAUGUUGGCUUCUAUUGUCCUUUUUCCUCCUUGCUCUUAUUUUCCGUGUUGGUGAUCAUAUUCCAUCCGGUUUAACCACGAGAGCCUAAAGUGCUGUGGUACUCUGAUGCAGGAGGUCUGAACGUUGCCCCUGUUCCUGUUAAUGAAUUAAUUGACCCUGAUCUUCUCCAGUGUAAGCCUGCAGGCCACUUACUUAGGAGGGACCCAAACCAUCUACAGCCCUGCAUCCCAAAGGAAUGGGGCAGAACAGCAUUUGCACCGGCCCCAUCUGAGAUUCAGGUAGCUGGCUUCUGGGGGUAGCAGUGGGUCCCACCCACCUCACACAAGCUGAGAGCCUGAGUGUGUGCGUGGCAGAGAUUCUGUGACCCCAUCCCAUACCUUUGCCCUGGGCCGCAGAAUCUCCAAGAUCACCCCUCAUUUCAUGGAACACACAACAUCCACAUGCACCCAUAUUGACAGCAGGCCUCAGCUGUCCCAUGCAAAAACAUUUGUGGAAUGAGAGCCAGUUUGGUGUAGUGGUUAAGAGCACGGGACUCUAAUCUGGAGAGCCGGGUUUGAUUCCCCACUCCUCCGCUUGAAGCCAGCUGGGUGACCUUGGGUCAGUCGCAGUUCUCUGGCGCUCUCUCAGCCCCACCCACCUCACAGGGUGUUUGUUGUUGUGGGGAUAAUUACAUACUUUGUAAACUGCUCUGAGUGGGCAUUAAGUUGUCCUGAAGGGUGGUAUAUAAAUCUAAUGUUAUUAUUAUUAUUAUAUAUGGAGGCUAAUCUUCACAUGCAGAGGGAAGAGAGAUGCAGGUGUGGUUUGCAAGACUUUCCUUUUGUCUGUCACUUCCCUUCAUCAUAUUUCAGAGAAGCUCUGGUCCUUUUAAAACAUCAAUUUCAUGAUUAAUUUCAUGAUUAACGUGGUCCCCCAUAUUUGCAUGUAAUCAGGACAUAGAGCUGACAUCUUUGACAGCUUUAAGCACUCAUGUGGUCUCAAAAUCACCAGUUUUAAAUUGCAACAGUGAUCCCUUCCUCAAACCAGUAAAAUAUGUUACAUCCUGGUGAGCUGUGGGCAAUCAGAUCUUGCUCCUACCUUUUCUCUACCAUGUUACAGUUUGCAGCCAAUCCCCUCGAGAACUUUUCUCCUAAGCUUUAGACCAGUAAACUAGAGCAUUCCUGAAGUACCUUGGAAACAUACUCAGGGUUCCGCAGUGAAUGGUAAGAUGCUGUUUGUCUUGUCAUUAGGAGCAGGGCUUUUUUUCAGCUGGAAUGCGGUGGAACAAAGUUCCAGCACCUCUAGAAAGUGAUCACAUGGCCAGUGGCCCCACCCCCUGAU